CUUGCUACUAAUGAAGAGGAGGGAUAGAAUAGAAUUAAUAAAACGUAUUCCAAGAUGGAAAGUGCAGAAGGAAUGCUCAGAUCAUAUUUAAGAAAUGAAGCGGAUGUCCUUUCACAAGCUUGGACCUGACGAGCUGCUUGCUUCUGUUGCCGCUAGCAGGCCUUUUACCAUGAGCAAUUCUACUCCAGCUACAGCAAAUGGGAGUGGCCACAAGAAAUUUAAAGGAGACAGAUCUCCAUGCUCCCCUUCUCGUGUCCUUCAUCUUCGUAAAAUUCCAAGUGAUGUCACUGAAGCAGAAGUCAUUUCAUUAGGUCUGCCUUUUGGAAAAGUAACCAACCUCUUGAUGCUAAAAGGAAAAAGUCAGGCUUUUUUGGAAAUGGCUUCUGAAGAAGCUGCUGUUACUAUGGUGAACUACUAUACUCCUGUUACACCUCACCUCCGCAGUCAGCCUGUUUAUAUUCAGUAUUCCAAUCACAGAGAACUUAAGACUGACAACCUACCUAAUCAGGCUAGAGCCCAAGCUGCGUUGCAAGCUGUGAAUGCUGUGCAGUCUGGAAGCCUGGCUAUUACAGGUGCUCUUGCUACUGAAGUUGGGCUCCUUCCAGGUCAAGGUUCUGUUCUUCGAAUUAUUGUUGAAAAUCUUUUCUAUCCUGUCACUUUGGAAGUGCUAUAUCAGAUUUUCUCUAAAUUUGGAACUGUCUUGAAGAUUAUCACCUUCACAAAGAACAAUCAAUUUCAAGCCUUGCUUCAGUAUGCUGAUCCGAUGAAUGCACAUUAUGCCAAAAUGACGCUGGAUGGCCAGAAUGUCUACAACGCAUGCUGCACUCUGCGUAUUGAUUUCUCCAAGUUAACUAGCCUUAAUGUAAAGUACAACAACGACAAAAGUAGAGAUUUCACUCGCCUUGACCUUCCCUCUGGUGAUGGCCAGCCCUCCCUGGAGCCCCCUAUGGCUGCUGCCUUUGGAACACCAGGUAUCAUCCCCUCACCAUACUCAGGGCCUCCUGGAUUUGCUCCAGCCAUUGGCUUUUCUCAAGCUGCUGGUCUUUCAGUUCCUGCUUUUCCUGGAGCACUUGGUCCUCUUGGAAUGCCCACCGCUGCAGUGUCUGGACGGAUGACUAUUCCAGGUGUUACUGGUGUUCCGGGAAAUUGUGUUUUACUGGUCAGCAACCUCAACUCUGAGGCCAUCACACCACAUGGACUCUUCAUCCUAUUUGGUGUGUAUGGUGAUGUACACCGUGUGAAGAUCUUGUUUAACAAAAAAGAAAAUGCUUUGGUUCAAAUGGCAGAUGCGACCCAGGCUCAGCUAGCUAUGAGCCACUUGAAUGGACAGAGGCUGUACGGAAAGGUGCUCCGUGCUACCCUUUCAAAACAUCAGACAGUUCAACUUCCUCGUGAGGGACAAGAGGACCAAGGUCUAACGAAAGACUAUAGCAAUAGCCCUUUACAUCGCUUUAAGAAGCCUGGCUCUAAGAACUUCCAAAACAUCUUUCCUCCAUCCGCCACCCUGCAUCUCUCUAACAUCCCGGCUUCUGUUACUGUUGAUGAUCUGAAGAACCUUUUUGCAGGUACUGGAUCGACUGUGAAAGCCUUCAAGUUCUUCCAGAAAGAUCGCAAAAUGGCUCUCAUCCAGCUGGGUUCUGUGGAGGAAGCAGUCCAGGCUCUCAUUGCGCUUCACAAUCAUGACCUUGGAGAAAAACAUCACCUCAGAGUUUCCUUCUCAAAAUCUACAAUCUGACUCUUCUGUGAACUUUCCUUUUAAGACUGCCUUACAGUUUCAGUAAAACAGACAGAGACUGUAGCAGCUGUGACCAACUCUGACUCUGAAAGCAAAAGUUCAUUCUGAGUUUGUGUAUUCAAACAUGCAGUAAAGAAUCAAGGGAUGAUCUUUUCCAGUUUCAGCUGCCAGUAUGUGGUCCAAGUUUAAUAUUUCUGCAUAAAAAAGAUUCUCCUAUGAAAUUUCUUUAGCAACAACAUUUAUCAGCAAAUUCCCUCCUUAAAAUUAUAUUUUGAGAAUAUCCUUUUGGCUUUGUUCCAAGUUAACCUUAAACAACGCUUUUAGUUUUUUUUUAUAAUAUACCAAACAAAUAAUAUUUCUAAUGAAAUAGUAAACCUAUUCUAUAUAGAUAAAACACUAAUUUGAAUGUGAAAUAGUGCCUGGGUUUCUUGAAGAAAAGCGAGCACUGACUGUGAGUGUCCACUGAAUAGUAUUUAUCUUACUGCAGGAGUGUUUAUACUUCGGCAAAUCUUUAAAGAAGACUUUUAAAAAAGUGUGUGGUGUUCACAAGGAUUAAAUUAUUAGAGGAAAGGCAGUGCCUUCUCUCUGUGGAGUAAAAGAUAUUGGACAAGUUUCUUCAAGAUGUGGUAUCAGAGACUUAGUUUGACUUAAAAUUUUGGAGUUGAAGUUCCAUAUGGUAUUUUUACUAUGAGAGGACUUGAGAAAUUGAGAGAAGAAAAUAGUCCUAAUUUCAAAGAGUUUUAUACAUUUCUUUUAAAAACAAAAUGUUUACAAUCUUAAGGAAAAUAUUCAGGUCUAUCAUGGUUUUACAAAUUUUGAAGAAGUUACUUUUAGUAAGAUCUUCUUUGGGGAAAAAAAUUAAACCUCAGAGGUUUUUUGUACCACUAUAAUCUCUAAUACCUAAAUUACUGUGUGUUUACUUAAUUUCUUAUUACGUGCCUUACUAUGUGCUUAUGAUACAGUAGCUUAGAGUUUUAUCUGAAAUAUCUUGAAAAAUUUAUUGUAUGCUUGGUGAAAGUUUUCUUAUUGAUCUUUUUUUAAAAUGUUUUUCGUGCUACUUCAGAAAUGUUUUUUCAGUAAGUAAUACUCUGAAUUCCAAUCUCUGGUGCUUUGAUAUAGAGAUAUGGUAGAGUGGGAGUGAGGUUUAACUCUGCACAAUCCUGUAGGCUUCUUCAAACUCACUCAGUUGCAGUUGUCCUAAACUAAUAUGUGGCUGAAAAAAAAAAUUCAUUCCCAGAAAAAUCCAUCAGAAAAACCCUAUAUAGAAAGACAAAACAGCACAUUCAUUCCAGUUUCUAGACUUUAUUUAAUUUUUUGAAAGACAUUGGCUCUAUUCAGAAUAUUCUGUCUCAGGUUCCUGCAUUUUUCUUUCAGUAUAGAGCCUAAAUUAAUACAGACUAAGCAUUCCUCCUUCUGUGUAAAUCAAGAAUUUCAGUACUGACUGUCCAUUUCUGUUUGGAAAAUGAGCUGAGAUGCAGUUAGGGUUUUUUGUUGAAAAUAUAUGUGAAUAGUAGUGAUUUUUAAUUGCAUUUUACAAGUUAAAUUUCAUUUUAAGUGAUUUUUGGAGUUCAAUUUUUUAGAAUUUACUUACAAUUAAUCACCUUUUAAAGCGGUAUUCCUCUCACAGUGGUGGUUUACUUCCGCUUCUGUUUUCACAACUGCAGAAAUAGAGCUUUUCUGCUGUAAUGUUUUGUCAUUCAUUUUAGUUUUUUGUUAAUUUAUAUUUCAUACUUGUAAUGCCAGCUGUCAGUUAGGAAAUAGAAUUCUGAAGAGUUCAGUCUUUCUAAAAGAAUGAUCAUCUUUCUAGCAAGAGCUGACUAUCCUCAUGUAAACAUCUUCAAAUUUUCUCUCUGAUCUUUGCAGUAUCAGAGAGAUAUGGGCUUGCCUUCUGUUAAUGACUUAUAAUUAAAUUAUAAGUGCAGCAGGCAAUCGUAGUAAUGAAGUUGGCAGACCUCUGUACUGCAAUAGAAGCAUGCUAUUUAACAAUAGAUAGAAUAUCAGACUAAAUACAUAAGUGGAUAUAGCCGGUGCUGUGCACCACAAAUAAUUAUACAGAAUUGUAAUAUUUACUGGAAAGUUUAAAAUGGCUUAAGUACAAUAGAAGAUGUUGUAUUUGGCUUUUGUGAUAAUCUUUCGGUCUCCAAAAUGGCUGAUUCAGUUUGAAAUUUCAAACCAAUUUUUUGGAACUAAGCAAUUCUGUGGUGCCAAAACAAUAUAUAUAAAAGUAACAUUUUUGUGUGAUUUCAGCAAAGUGCAGCAGUACAUGAGCACUUUCAUUUGCAGAUAGGCCCUUUUUCAGCAAGAUAUUUAAUUCAUGUCUGUGUUUAACCUUGUUAGUAGUCACACUGAUACCAGUUCAUAACGCGUUAAGUAUCUUGCUGACUGGAAAUAUCCCUUGUUAGUGCAUGCAGAGUGGUUUGAUAAUGGUAGAACAUUCGCAGAAUCGCAGAACAGUUGAGGUUGGAAAGGAACCUUUUAGAGAUCGUCUAGUCCAACCCCCCUGCUCAAGGAGGGAAAAGCAUUAUCCAUAAAAUAGGGUCUGUCAUUUUUUUAGAGGACUGCUGCUACAGAUGAAAGGAAUUAUAUUUGUUCUGAACGUAACUGUAAGGCAGGUAAAAGCAACGUUAAGAUUGAGAAUUAAUACUGGCAUAUAUAACAUCAGGAGCAGUGCAUGUAUACUGUCAGUGUAAGAUGUCAUAUUGGCAUGCCAACUUGUGCAUUACAUGCAUUUUAAUUUAUUGAUUCUGAUAGCAGAAGAUGGAAAUGCUUGAACAAAUCUAAAGGGAUGAAGGUAUCUGGCAUUCUGUUGGAGAAGGGAGUAAUUUUUCAAUUUUAGAAUAUUGAUAAUGAAGGCUCUUAAUUGUUUGCGGUUUGAGUUGUAGAGGCCUACAGUUUAAGUUGGUGGAGAUUUAUGAUUUUUUUUAGUUUCAGAAAAAUCUAGGUGGUAGAUAUUUGUGAUCUUCUGUGUGCUUUUAGUUUUGUUAGGUUUAUCCUGUAUCGUCUUGUAAUCUUCUUUUGUUAUUGUAAUUCUGUAACUGAAUUAUCCUUAUCAACUUAUUUUUAGAUUUGUGUACAUCUUAGAGACACCGUCUCUUAGGGAGAUACCUGCUUUUUCAAGAGGUGCAGACAAGCUUCAAAAACAGCAGAACAUCUUAAUGUUUUGCUUAACAGAAAGAUUAUUCUAGCUAAGGCUAGUUUAUCUCAUUCAGUCUUCUGCCUUGAAUAACUAAAAAUGAUAACUUCUUGUUUGUUGUAAUGCCCUAUUAGUAAGAGAUUGGGAUGAAAAGGAGUAAUUCUUAUUUUGCGCUUAACUCAUUAGUGCCUGGCUGCAAAAGCACAGUUGCAUCUUAGUUCUUGAUUGCCAAAACCAAAUUUGAGUAGACUCCUUGAUAUCUGUGGAAAGAGCGGGGCUUCGGAAAGACAGUGAUUAGUCUACAGACUGUUAGAACGAGGUAGGUCAGGAAGGAACCUCUGGAUGUCUCUAGUCCAACCUCCCACUCCAAGAAGGGCCACCUUAGAGCAGUUACUGAGAGAAUCACUCAGUUAAGUUUUGAGUAUUUCCAGGAAUGAAGAUAUCACAACCUCUCUGAGCGACUGUUGCAAUGUUCAAGUGCCCUCACUGUGGAUUUUUUCCCUAAUAUAUAUAACCAGGCUUCUCUUAUCACUGUGCAACUCCCCAGGAAAGUCUGUUUCCAUCUUCUCCAUGCUGUCCCAUUAAGUGAUCAAAGACAGAUUCAUAAUUUCUUUUAAUGUAGAUUCUUAAUUUCUGUUUUAAUCACUUAUGCAAUAGUUGGUAAUGUGCAGGUAUUGUGACCCAGAACUUGUACUAUAAAGCACUAACGCUCUCAGUGGUUAAAUCCUCACAACAGGUACCAGAAAUGCCUGAGGGUAUAAUUCUGUUUCCUAUUUUGAUCUAAAUGUAGGGGGGAAAAAAAGUUUUAAUUAGCUGUGGUGUUCUAACAAAUAGCAAAAUCCUCCUCUUCUCUCUCUUCCCUCUACGUGGUCUUGAAUUCAGAGUUCUCUGCCUGUGUAUUUGGGAAGUCCACACUAGCUCUGGGUUACCUUCAGCCCCAUUUUUUCCUUGAUUCAAAGUGCAGUAAGGCUUUCUUAACAACCCACGAACAACUUAGUGCCUUUUCAAGUGUCCUGUGAUUUGUUGCAUAAUGAUAAAGCUUUUGCUUCUCUCAGUUUUUUUCUGAAACAUUAAUUUGUAAUUUGACUUGACUGCCUUGUCUGCUGGUCCCACUAAUUGCACUUUUUAUGUGCACAGAUAGAAUGGGGCCUUUUUGUGCCUAAUAUAUUCCAGAGAUAGCCUUCUGAGGAUAUUUGCCCAUGUGGCAUUUUCUGAUCUUAGAGGACAAGCCUGUGUUUGUAUGUUGAUUAAAUUGUACCGGCAUGGAGCUUGUGAAAUCAGAUAUCUUGCACUCCCUUGAUGUUUUUAAUUUGAGCUGGGAAUUAAGAAAGCGAUUUUUUAAUUUUAUUUUUUCCCUGAGCAAUGUGGACCUGUUACUCACCACUGUAAUGCUACUAGCAUGUACUGCUAUUUUUUAAAUGAGAGGGCAACUGCUUAAAAAAAAAAACUUUUUUUUUUUUUGCCUUUACCUUUUGUCCUAGUUAUGUUGUUAACUAGAGUAAAACUACCAGACUGAGUUUUUACUGUUGUGCUGAAAGGAUUCAGAGUGCACACAUUUUUUCUUUAACUGUUGACUCUUAAUUGUCCUGUGAAAAUUUGUUUAUUAUAUACUGGCUGUUUGCCAGCUAUUUUCAAAGCAAAUCCUAACAGGAAUUGAGAAUUAUUUCCAGAAAGAGUUGAAAACCUCUGAACUAUUUAAUUUGAGGGCUUUACCAGGUGGUUGAGGGCAUGAGGUGGGAGGACAAAAUGGGACCAAAGCUGAUGUGCCUUCAGUAGUCUUACAUGUAGGGUUUUUUCAUAUCUGUUGAUGUCUUAAGUAUAACAAAUACUUUUUUUCCUGGAAAUUUUGUAUUGAUAUUGUUAAAAGUGAAUGGUCUCCCACUCACUGACAUACAGUGAAUUGCAACUGUUUUAGAACAGUUUUAAUUAUCCCUUAUGCCUUUAUGAUGGAAAUAUUUUUUGUAUUGCAAUAUGCAGGAAUUCAAGAAUAAUUCACAUACUGCAAACUUAGGACAGUGAUAACAGGUUGCAACUGGAAUAGUCCCCAAGAAGUGAAAUACUUUUGUAGUUGAAGGUCCUUGACAGAUGAAGAAAGUUCUUACCUUAACAGACUAAUGUCAUCACUAAAAACAGUUUUUCUGUUCUUGGAAACUGCAUAUUUAUGAUGAGUGGGAAUCUACCCACUAUGUGCUAGUUCCAUUUUAAGCACGUUGUAAUUCUGUUUGGAUAUGUUAUCCACUUUCUGCGAAAGUUCACCUCAGAGCCACAGCAGCACAAGUCUGAGGUUGCUAACCAAGCAGAUUUUUGCAUCAGAAUUUCACCUCAUUGUUCUGACCAAAGACUAUCCGUGAUGGUUUACCUGAGACAAUUCUGUGAAAAUUUGUUUUCUCUCAAGCUCCUUUUUGAAGGGAAGACCAAAUGUAAAGUUGCCUCUAUUUGAGUCUACUCUUGGUAGAUGACCACUUAAUGGAAAAUGGGAUCUUAAUAUGAACCAAAUGGUGUGGGAAAAGGCAAGGGGUUAAUGGACUACUUUUAGUACUGUAUUCAAAACACAUAGCAUGGCUAGGAAGUGCUGACAUUUCCUCUUUUUACAUAAUCUAUUCGUAAACGUCUGUUUUCAUCUACUGUUCAGUCCGUUCAUCUAACACAAGAAAGUGCUGUAAAUAUUUUUAACCUCGUUUUUUUAACCUGCAAAAAAGGGUUUUGCAGAUCAAGUUAGUGUAAAAUGUUUUUUAUAUAAAAACAUCAGUUGUCUUGUAUAUUUUGAUAAGCAACAGUACAAGCUUUCAUUUGUAAAGCAGCUUGUGGCACUGGAAAAAAAGGAUUCCGUGUCUGUUGAGAUGACUUAUAUUAUAAAUGCAAAGAUGAUGGAAUAUUAAAGAAACCUAUUUUCUAACUGUGUAGUGCAUGGUUAAUUUGAAUUUGUGAGUACUGCAAUAUAUUCUGUUUCUUCCAAGUUAGUGCAUUUGCUGAUUACUUGGUGUCUAUACCUAACUCUCCCUAACAGCUCUAGUUGUUGUAGCAUGCCUUUUAAUAAAUGUCAUUACAUCU
This is a messenger RNA of Struthio camelus australis, 7919 nucleotides long. It is a transcript of the gene PTBP3, whose product is annotated as polypyrimidine tract binding protein 3. Gene Ontology annotation, molecular function: mRNA binding. Gene Ontology annotation, cellular component: nucleus. Lineage: Eukaryota; Metazoa; Chordata; Aves; Struthioniformes; Struthionidae. The record is from RefSeq and is a predicted model, not a curated record. Gene Ontology annotation, biological process: regulation of RNA splicing; mRNA processing.